ACUGAACAUUUCCGCAAGUCUGAACUGCAGUUAAGUCAGACAAAUCAACAAAUGGCUGUCUUUUCAGCUGUUGACAAGGAAGUGACUAGGAAUAAUACAAUAAUAUUCAGUAACACUAAUAAUGACACAGUGCAGAUUGACCAACAGUUUACAAGAUUAAAGGCGUGGAUCAGCGAGAUCAAGUCAAAGGACUGUAGGAGUGAGUUAUCAGCAUUGCUUUGCCCUUUAUUCUGCCGCCUGUACCUGGAGAUGCUGAGAGGGGGGCAUCAGCAGUCUGUAGCCAAGUUUUUCAAGAGACAUCAAGGUCUGUUUGCAUCAGAAGAUCACAGCAGAGAGUUGGUUGAGGAGUUGGCGUGCGUCUACAGUAACCAGGAUAUUGACUCCAAUCCUGCAGUCAAAGCUUUCAGGUCAUGCAAAUACUGUUUGCACUUGUCUCCAUUGUCCAUGAGUGCCCUGCAGAAGUACCUUUCGCAACAUGGCCAUGUGAUUAUCCUUCAGGUGUUGCAGACGUGGUUUGACUUUGAAAUUGGAGAAACUGUAAAAAUGGAGGGUGAGGAGGAAGAAGAAGAAUUUGAUGGCAGUGACGCUGUUGUUAGUGGAACCAAUGAAAAGGUUGGCAGUACUCAGAAACCAUCUCAUUCAGAAGUCGAGAUGCAAGAGUUGCAGGAAGUUAUUCGAUUGGUGCGGGAAGGGCCACCCUCACCCUGCCCAAUGUUGCUAUAUACUAUAAUGAACUCGGAUAAUAACGUGGCAUGUGGCUAUACUUGGGGUGCAGCGGAUAUACUGGCUGCUGGAUUUGGGUCUGAAGUCAGGCUGUGGGGUUUGACCCAGAAUAAGGUGUUUAGCACUCCAAACCCCAACAUUUCACGGGUGCAUCUGGCUUGUGAUGUGAGUGGCACACAAGAGUUAAGUGGGCCCGAGCGCAACACAGUCUGUUUGCGAGGUCACAGUGGGAAUGUGCAGGACAUUGCUCAUGUUCCUGAUGAACUGUUAGUGUCAGUGGCUCAUGAUACAACUAUGCGUGUAUGGAGGAUGGAUGACUUCUCAUGUGUUGCUGUCUAUAGAGGACACAACUAUCCCAUCUGGUGUGUAGAUGUUAGUACACUGGGGUUGUAUUUUGCCACCGGUUCGCAUGACCGAACUGCUCGUCUUUGGUCUCUGGAUCGCACGUUUCCCUUAAGAAUAUUUGCUGGCCAUAACCAGGAUGUUGAGGCAGUGCAGUUCCACCCAAAUAGUUCAUACCUUGCAACAGGCUCAACUGACAAGACAGUGCGGCUAUGGGCUGUUGCUGAUGCUAAGCUGGUGAGGGUGUUCCCAGGUCACAAAGGGGCGGUCCAAGCUUUGUCCUUCAGUCCAGAUGGGAAGUACAUUGCUUCUGCAGGAGAAGACAAACGAGUGAGAGUCUGGGACUUGGCAGCAGGGAUGAUGUUUGUGGAACUGAAGGGACACGCGGACGCUGUUGUCGGACUGUCAUGGAGUCGUGACAGCGAGUGUCUAGCUUCGUGUGGCUUGGACAGUACUGUGCGGGUGUGGAACAUACGCGCACAUUCCAGCAGUGCGUCAAGCGUGAGCCAUUCAUCUGAUGCCAUUGCAUCGUACACAACAGGAUGCAGCAGUCUUCUUUCUGUACAGUAUUCUCACUCAAACACGCUUGUCUGUGUAGGAGUCACAUAAAGGUGUAAACACUAAACAGGUUAAACUGAAUGCAUUUGUACGUAAGUAAAAAUAAUUCAAAUUUAUUGCUGUGUAACAUGGUCUAAAAUCUGGGAAAUGGAAUGUCCUAAGUUUGUUAAGGCUGAGUUAUCUUUAACUGUCUGCUGUAUUUAUUACAUGAUCAUGAAAAGCUGAUUUUGCAAUUAAAUAUUAAUGAUGUUUCAGACAUUAUGUACAACAUAUGAAUACCCUUGUACUGCCAUCAGUUUUUUACUUUAACUUGUUGCAUAUUAGUUUUGGUAUUAAAGAAUUUUCCAUGUUG
Messenger RNA from Zootermopsis nevadensis, 1975 nucleotides. Lineage: Eukaryota; Metazoa; Arthropoda; Insecta; Blattodea; Termopsidae. The record is from RefSeq and is a predicted model, not a curated record.